CUCUAACUAAGAGAACCCAGCAAAAGGCGGGCCUACUCAUCCAAGACAUGCAGGCUGGGCUGGCCCACUCGUCCAUCUCCCAUUUCGUCGUCGGAGGGGGCCUCACCCUCCCCCUCAUUCUCACCUUACCUCACAGGCGGCCACCUUCCCCGCUGGCCUUGGCCGUGGCCGUGGCCGUAGCCUAAGGUUGCAUUGGAUCAGGCUGUUCGACUAGCGCCGGUCAUACCGAGACAUGUUCAGCUGUGUUGGUUCGGGUGGGUUCCGGCUCGAGGUUAGGAAGUCGGAGCAAUGCGCAGAGAGUCCUUUCCUUUCCUUCCAUUUCGUCCCACACCAGCUACGAUGAAGAUCAUGAAUCCGAUGAUUGUCGUUUGCAUUGCAUUCAGCUAUUUCUUCUUGCUGGAGCAACAAUUUCUAUGGACUUAGAGUUAUCCAUGCGUGUUUCGCUGCAAUGGCCAGCCCCGCUGGAGAAUUUAUGCUCUACCAGGGCGGAAGCAGUAGCAGUCGUUGAGCUCAGGACCGCUGCUCUGCUCCGCCGACGUGCUUGGGUCUGUCUCAGACGGUUUCGGAAGUUUCUCUUCGAAGCUUGGAGCUAAAAGAAGAAAUUUUGUCAUCGGCUACUUAAGCUCUUUAACUUCCUUCCUUUAUAUAUGUUUGUUUAUUACUAAUAUUGUUGAAGUAUUGCAAUUAUUGUUGGAAUCUUCUAGUGCUUACGUUUUCUUGGAAAUGAAUCACUUUGCUUAUGAGGUAUAAGGUGAGGAUGUCCAUCGGUGAUCUCUCAUUGAGUUGUUUAGCAUCUCUCGCAUGGAUAUCUCUGUUUAUAGUUGGUGCCACUCAAAACGUUCGAUGUGUCAAGUUAGAACUGAUUGUGGCGUGCAGUAUGAACGGUUUGAACCUGCACUGCCUAGGACCGCAGUGCAAAAGUAUGUCUGGACGACAUAAAUUGGGCUUUCCGGCUGAGUCCCGCUCUGGUCUUGUCGCAAUGAUAAAAGUGAUUCUUUACAGCAGUUUGAUUCUAAAUCAGAGCAUGCACCAUGAAAGCAGGAGAGCGAAAAAUAACUAAAUAACAGCGGUACAUUUGAGAUAGUACCUUCCUCAUACAUUGGAAUGGCAUCAUUUGGCCUGGAAUUUAUUGAUGCCUCCAUGGAAUGGUUUGAAUUUAGUCGCAUCUGAUGUCAAAUGCAGUGCCUGAGAUGAAGUGCUUUUGCUGUGAUGCAGAUGAAACCCUGUAUUCUAGUUUGCUGUACCUUUCUUUUUUUCUGCAAUUUCACUAGAUCCCUGGCUUUUAAGACUUGUAAUUAGCAUUGCAUAUUUUGCCAACUAGCAACUUUAUUCAGCUGCCUCUGUCGAAACCCUCUUGUUAUUUCUCCUCUUCCCCCCUAGAGUUCACUCAAGCAAAAUGCUAGGUGGUUUGAUCAUCUUUUUGCUAGCGGUUAACGCCAUGCAGUGCUUGCUAUACAUUAGAUUUCUUAUGAUUGUUAAAAUAUUCUAAUUUUGAGAUUUCUUCAGUUCCAUGGUUCUUCAAUUAAGGAUUUAUGAUACUUUGUCUCAAAUGGUGCAUCUCUUGAUACAAUACUACUUCUCUAUGUAAUUCGACUCUAUGAACAGGACUAGUGACUGGAUAUUGCUAUUGCAGGAUAUGCAAUGUGGGAUAAUAAUCAUAUUUAUGCCAUGUUAUUGCUAUAAUACCGGAUAAUAAUUUUUGGAUUGUAGGCACACCUUUUAUUUUCACUUUGUUCUACUUGUCAUUGAUAAUUGCGUUGUCCACCUUUGUCCAUGUUAGUGGAGGAUGGAUGCUGCAGUAGAACACUGGAUGAAACUGAGAUCUAUUCCUAUCAUCAGGUAAUAUGAAAUUAUGCGCCACACUGUAUGAGUCGGUUCAAGAAUGAAGAACUGGGACAGUCUGUCGAUCCUAUUCUCUAUUAAAAUUAGGCUUGGUGAUAAUAAAGAAAAAUCAAGAAGGGCAAUCAUACCAAUGAGUUAGGGUAGGUUGAAAUGCUGUUAGUUUAUGCAACAGUGGUGGCUGCGUAACUAGUAGAAAAGGGACCUAGCUUACUUUUAUAUUCAGUGUUUUCGUAGUGGGACCAUUCUAUGAGGUAAAGUAUGCCUUGAUAUUUACUGCAGGCAAGUCCUUGUCUGUAUGCUGGUAGCAUGUAAUCUACCUUGCUGCAGAUGCACUUUUAGGCUGUGUUUGAUAAAUUAAGUGCUUAAAAAUUAAGCACUGAAGUAGUUGAAGAAGGAAAACUAUGGGAAGAAGGAAGGAAUGAUAAGACUGAGAAAAUGUUUUGUGAGGGGAAGACAGCACUAAUAAGUGAAAAAUGACUUAUUUCAUUAAGUCAAAUCAAAUUUUUUUGCUUACUCAUUAAGUAGUUUUUGACUCAAUGAAUAAGUAGAUGAGACUAUUAUCUUUCGUCUUUCUCUUUUUUUUUGGUUGGAUUCUUUCAUCGUUCUCUUUCUCUCCUAUUCAUUUUCCCAUAUAACUAACUUUUAAGCACUUAUUUAAUUAAUUUGUAAUCAAACACAACCUUAGAGUAACUAAAAUUUCCAAAUUCUCCUUGGUGAGUUGGGUAUGGUUUUACGAUCUCAAAGGAACUUACAAUACAGAAAUUAAAAUUUGCUCCAGUUCUCUUGUUUACAUCAAAAUAGGCUUAUACAUCUGAUUAAAUAAUGGUGCCGGCAACUAAAAUUGCCUGAAGUCACUUCAGCAUGGUGGAUUAAGUUUUUGGGACCAGAAAUAAAUAACGAAGAAGCUAAAGAAUGUGCUUUUGGCUUUUAAAACUGCCUCUUCAAACCUACAGACCAUUCAGUUUGCAUAACGAGGAAGGGAAUGAUGCUUAUGCAGAGGCUGUUCAUUCUUUGAUUACCAUUUUCCAGAAUUCUGGUAUUUGCAGUCGUUAACUCAAAUACCAGUAUAUCAUUUUUAUUGAUUUUUGUCGCUCCUAUCUGUAUUAUUCCUCUAUUGUUUUCAUGCGUCCUGGAAAGGCUGGUGUGAUAUUAGUGGGGAAUGAAAGCUGAAUGCGUGCCCGUUUUAUACAGGUCUGUGAACCACUGGGCCUCUUUGCUAUGCUGGAAUGGAAAGGCGACCAAUUUCCGUGGCACUAAUAUUUUUAUUUUAAUCUUGAAUAUUUUAUUUUUAUGUUGUUUUGCAGUAUUAGUAUUAUUAUGUAAUUUCUUUCCAUCCCCUUCUUGCAUCGUAUCAAAUAGACAGUAAAGACACUAACCAAUCUUGGAUUUCCUUGACCCAAAAUUGCCCUCAAGGAGUAAGGAUUCCGUCGAUGUCAUCGAUGGCAACACUAUAAAUGCUCCUUUUUUUUUCUUUUUUUUAAAAUUUGGUAUUAGUCACUAAAGGAAAAGAAACCUAGUGUCAUUUUGGUGCUUUCUUGGUUGGUAUUUAUUUGAAAUUUGAUGCUUGCAUCCAUACCUAGAGCUUUAUGCGCCGCCUCCCUUUCCCGCACUCCCCUCAUUGUGCCAGAGACAAACUUUGUUGUCCUGUUCAUUCGAGUAUAUCUUCAUCAAAAUUUCCUUCAAUCAAUUUCUAUUUACUGUACUGUGGAUUGUCUCACUGCGUGUAUGAUCAUAACCCUUGUUGAUGAGUUACAGUUGAAAAAAUCAUGACUGAGGCACUCCUAUUUUUGUGAAAUCCAAAUUGUUGCUUAUUUUCUUUUAAUCUUCUAGUUUUAUUGUACCCCUCAAGGCAUAUUGGAGAUAAGAACAUUGCAGAAAAUUGCAAGUGUUUUUGCAUUGUUGAAUUGAAAUAGUAGAUGACAGGUGAUCUAUCUUUGCAGAAGCAGAACUUCCCAACAUUGUUGUUGUUAUCUAUCAAAAAACUGUGGAUUUUUUCUCAAAAUCAUCAAAACAGAUAAAGAUAGCCUGCUUGCGGGGUGAUUAGUUGGCAUAAAUCCCCCAUUGCAUGAAAAUGGCUUCCAGUCGAAGAAGUUUCAAGCGUAUGAAAAUAUCAGCAUGUCCAGAAACAGCUGAUUUAUCUCCGAAAGAUCAGCUUAGCAGGUUACCUGAUGGUAUUCUGCUUGAUAUCCUAGACAGACUUCCUUUGAGGGAGGCUAUAGCUACUUCAUUUAUUGCGAGAAGGUGGCGGUAUUUGUGGAGGUUUAUGGGUAAAGUGGAUUUUACUUACCACUGGUUGGAAGAAACUGGAAAAGAAAUCAUUCCCUCUGUGAACAGUUUCAUCUGGAGAUACAAGGGAAAGAAAAUCGAGCAUUUCGGUAUAUCUUUUAGGUAUAGCAGAAGCAAGAAACACCAGGUCAGGUCUUGGGUCUAUUUUGCACUUAGAAACAAGGUCGAGGAGCUUGAUCUCAACUUUAAUGAUCUAGAGGACCAGAGGAAAACUCGUAAAUGGAAAUAUCACCUUUUCCAGUUGCCCAAGGGUCUCUUCUGCAGCUCCUCAUUGAGUAAACUGUCGCUCUCCUUCCUAAGACUUGAAUUGCCUCCUAGAAUCCAACUCAAGAACCUGAAAGAACUUUACUUCGACCGAGUAAUACUACAAGAUGAUGCUGUCAGUAAAAUUACUGCACUCUGUCCAGUGCUAGAACUUCUGUCCUUGUUUAACUGUAACAUGGACUGUAGCCUGGUUGUCAAGGUUCCUCCAAGACCAGCUCGACUGAAGCUAAUAAUUCUGGAUGAGUUCCUGAUGGUUGACUACAAAAAAGAUCUUGUGAUCGAUGCUCCUGGGUUGUCAGCAAUAGAGUUAUGUUCCGGAUUGACAAGGAAAAGAUUCUUCAUAGACAAUCUGCCUGAUGGAGUUGAAGCUCGACUCAACUUUGAUGACAUGCUAUAUGGUGGACGAGUGAUACUCGUCAAUCGUCCUGGCCUGCGUGGCCGCCAACAAUACAGCAAAAGUUUACUUUUCUUUCUCUAUAAAUUUCGUGCUACCUGCCAUUUGCAUCUGUGCAGUUGGUGCAUCCAGCUCUUGGCAGUGCAGAAGCUCAUGGGUCUGGAGGAACGGCUCUCAUUCGAUUCAACUACCCUCACACUCGAUACAGGAUUGUUAAUGUGGGAACUCCCGGGAAUUGCUUACCUCCUGGAUUCCUGUCCAGUUCUUGAAAAGCUCAAGAUUAAUAUGGUUGGCCAAGCUCUGCUAAAAUACAAUGACAGUUUUAAGAGGUGCCACAAUUUCGUUGAAGAGGGAUAUUGGGUUGGCCAAGGCAUGGAAAAUCUUGCAGGGCUGCGGAAUCUGCGGGUCGUCGAGUUCAACAACACUCAUGGAGCCUAUCAAACUUGGGAUGAUGGCAGUUUCAACCUGCGAGGAUUCUUCACCAGUUAUGUGAAUGGGGUGCACUUGCUGAGGUUCUUAGAGAGGAAAGCUCCAAAGCUGGAGAAGGUAAUCUUCAGGACCAACAAGAAACAAGUGCAAGUCGAGAAGGAUGCUUUGAGUGUUCCGCAAGUAUAGAUAGGUUGCUGUUAAGAGGCUCGAGCAUCUCUCCUGGGAUUUUCAUAGUGUUGGAGUAUUAAACCAGCAAGCAUGUCCUUAGUUCAUAUAAGUUUUUAUAGGAAGGGUGUUCAAAAACCGAGUCGAUCGGAUAGUUUAUCGGUCUAUAUUCCUGCAGGGUUUGCAGGGACUCUAUUCUGCUUGACAUGAAUUUGCAGAGACUUGUUUUGGUAUAAUUGCAUCAUCUUUAUUUCUUGUGUUCGAA
This is a messenger RNA of Punica granatum (pomegranate), 5645 nucleotides long. The record is from RefSeq and is a predicted model, not a curated record. Lineage: Eukaryota; Viridiplantae; Streptophyta; Magnoliopsida; Myrtales; Lythraceae.